This is a messenger RNA of Oncorhynchus gorbuscha (pink salmon), 2427 nucleotides long. RefSeq names its product signal recognition particle 54 kDa protein. Gene Ontology annotation, cellular component: cytosol; signal recognition particle, endoplasmic reticulum targeting. Bases 646 to 1968 code for a protein of 440 amino acids. The transcript is spliced from 16 exons. Gene Ontology annotation, biological process: SRP-dependent cotranslational protein targeting to membrane; SRP-dependent cotranslational protein targeting to membrane, translocation. NCBI's taxonomy places the organism in Eukaryota, Metazoa, Chordata, Actinopteri, Salmoniformes, Salmonidae. The record is from RefSeq and is a predicted model, not a curated record. Gene Ontology annotation, molecular function: 7S RNA binding; GTP binding; endoplasmic reticulum signal sequence receptor activity.
UAUCUCAAGCCAGUUAGUAAACCUGAUGUAACGAGCUUAUGUUUAUAAUAAUUCUAAUGUAGUAGUCAAUUACUGUUUAAAUGCUAUAUAUAGAAUUAAAUUAUAAUGCUGUCGGGAUCCACAUGCUUGGCGAAUCCCUGCCUCAUCACCGCAGUUGUUGAUGCGACCGUUUAGCUUGUUAACUCGCAAUUUAGCUAGCUUUACAAGCGGUGUCAAUGCUAUCGCUCAAUAAAUGUCUAGUUGCAAGUGUUGUAUUUUGGUAGUUAAUUGUGUGACUUAAGAUCCUGUCAUACUGUCUUAUCCAUCUGUUUACUAAUGCUAGCUAGGUAACGGAGUUGGCUUGUCACAUUGUUUAUGUUCUCUGCUCAGUUUAGGAAGUCAACCACGGACGUUUGGUCACAAGAGGCAGCGAAAGAAAGGUGUGGCGACAAGGGGGUUCCCCCUCAGUAUUGAGGCCGUAUUUCUCAACUGAAUUUGUUCCACAAGAACUGCCAAUAUGGUGUUAGCCGACUUGGGAAGAAAAAUAACCUCGGCGUUGCGAUCACUGAGCAAUGCCACCAUCAUCAAUGAGGAGAAGCUGAUGUCAACAUCAAAUUGGUGAAGCAGCUCAGAGAAAAUGUCAAGUCAGCCAUUGACCUGGAGGAGAUGGCCUCUGGGCUGAACAAGAGGCGAAUGAUCCAGCAUUCUGUGUUCAAGGAGCUGGUCAAGCUGGUGGAUCCAGGUGUCAAGGCAUGGACACCCACAAAGGGAAAGAACAAUGUCCUCAUGUUUGUGGGUCUUCAGGGCAGUGGGAAAACCACAACAUGUUCCAAGCUGGCGUACUACUACCAAAGAAAAGGGUGGAAAACCUGUUUGAUAUGCGCUGACACUUUUAGAGCUGGUGCUUUUGAUCAGUUGAAGCAAAAUGCAACAAAAGCCAGGAUUCCAUUCUAUGGAAGUUACACAGAGAUGGACCCUGUCGUCAUAGCUGCGGAAGGUGUGGAAAAGUUUAAGAAUGAGAGCUUUGAAAUAAUUAUUGUUGAUACCAGUGGUCGACACAAGCAAGAAGAUUCCCUUUUUGAGGAGAUGUUACAGGUUUCCAAUGCAGUGCAACCCGACAACAUUGUGUACGUGAUGGAUGCCUCCAUUGGUCAAGCUUGUGAAGCACAGGCUAAAGCCUUCAAAGACAAAGUAGAAGUUUCCUCAGUUAUAGUGACAAAGCUAGAUGGCCACGCCAAAGGUGGUGGUGCUCUCAGUGCAGUGGCUGCUACUAAGAGUCCCAUCAUUUUCAUUGGUACUGGUGAACACAUUGAUGACUUGGAGCCAUUUAAGACCCAACCCUUCAUCAGCAAGCUACUGGGCAUGGGAGACAUUGAAGGUUUGAUCGACAAAGUCAACGAACUGAAGCUGGAUGACAACGAGGAGUUGAUUGACAAGUUGAAACAUGGUCAGUUCACUCUUAGAGACAUGUACGAGCAGUUUCAGAACAUCAUGAAGAUGGGACCGUUUGGCCAGAUCAUGGGUAUGAUCCCAGGUUUCGGAACGGACUUCAUGAGCAAAGGUAACGAGCAGGAGUCCAUGGCCAGGUUGAAGAAACUCAUGACAAUUAUGGACAGCAUGAAUGACCAAGAACUUGACAACAAAGACGGUGCAAAGCUUUUCACCAAGCAGCCGAACCGAAUUGCCCGAGUUGCGCGGGGUUCUGGGGUUGCCAUCAGGGAUGUCCAGGAGCUGCUCACCCAGUACACAAAAUUCGCCCAGAUGGUGAAGAAGAUGGGUGGCAUCAAGGGCUUGUUCAAAGGUGGUGACAUGUCCAAGAAUGUCAACCCCUCUCAGAUGGCUAAGUUAAACCAACAGAUGGCAAAGAUGAUGGACCCAAGGGUUCUCCACCAUAUGGGUGGGAUGGCUGGUCUCCAGUCCAUGAUGAGACAGUUCCAACAGGGUGCAGCUGGCAACAUGAAGGGGAUGAUGGGAUUCAACAACAUGUGAACCACUGAGCCUUAACACAGCAAAAUAAAAAGGUUGUCAUUUGGAUUCAGCAAGAAGGUGUGGCGACGCUUUAGCAAGAAGGAGAGCAGUGUUAUUUUUGCCUCAGUAAUAUAAUUAAUGAACACGUUUGUGUAUAAAAUGAUGCAGAAAGCAUAUUUACAGGUCAGGAUAACUAAAACAAGUUCUCUGACUUUUACAGUAAUUGUAAAUGAGGCCCACAAGAUACAGAAAUUGUGGGGUCAUAUCCAUUAGGAACCAAAUGGAAGAAAUUGGCAUGAAACCGGGAGGCACCACCUGGACUUGUCCAAUAAGAUACGCAUUUAUUUUGUUGCAAUAUUUUUUUUAUGUUUUGUGCCAUAAACACAACCCUUAUUUGGAGAGCUGGUGAAUGGGUAUGCUGAUAUUAGUUUGUGAAAAUUAUUUUUGAAAAUGUUAUAAUAAAAUUUGUCUUGCAAUGUU